Messenger RNA from Chironomus riparius, 910 nucleotides. NCBI's taxonomy places the organism in Eukaryota, Metazoa, Arthropoda, Insecta, Diptera, Chironomidae. The record is from the annotation of a GenBank genome assembly.
UCUCGAACGCGAAUAACAUCGCAAAAAUAAUAAAUAAGGAGUCUCGGGACUGUUGAGAACUAAGACUAAGCAUAAAAGUGUGCGAAAUAUAAAAAAAAAAAUAGUUUCUUUUGUUCUAUUUCAUUAAGGAAUUAUUAUUUGGCAAUUUCCGUUAAUAAUUCUAAGCAUCUUCGUGUUGUAUAAAUCUUCAUUUUUUAUACCUUCACAUAAAAAAUAAUUUGAAAUUUAUAAAAAGCAAAUAAUACACACAAAAAAGAUAAUAAUAUGGCAAAAUAUAUUGUUUUAUUCGUAACAAUGAUCAUCUUAGCACACCUUUCUGAAUCGAAACCAGCAUAUCAGGUGCUUAAACCAAGAGCCGGCUUUAUACCGGUGUUUAUACGCUAUGGCAAUCAGCCAUUAUCUGAAAUUGACCCGCUUUUGGCGGAAGCUUUUGGUGAACAUGAGAAUGAAAUUACCGCACGAAACAUUAAAAGCGACACUGCCAUUAAUGCACCGUUGCCAACGAUUGGCAAGUCAAUUGAAGAAAAGUAUUCAGAGGGAAUUAUUAAAGACUCACCAAAUUCUCUCGGAUUUACAACUAGAUAAAAUGAACAGUAAAGAAGAUUCUAAGAAACGCUUGUUGUAUGAAUAAGUCAUUUAAUGAUCACAUAAGAUGUGGACUCAAAAAAAAAAAAUCAAUUAAUUGUUAAGCACGUGGUGCAUUUUGUCGAUUUAAUCAAAUAUUCGGGGGGUCCUUGGUUUGAAUAGCUCUAUUUUAAUUAGAAACAGUAAAUUUGGACUAAAAUUUGAUAAGAACUGACUUGAAUUUGAUAAGAUUUUAAAGUGAAAAUAAUUAUUUGAGCAGAGGACCCCCCAGUGAAUUGAAUCAGUGAAUAAUAAUGAUAAUAAAAUAAUAGUUUAAGGAAUGUCU